Messenger RNA from Sungouiella intermedia, 1914 nucleotides. The record is from the annotation of a GenBank genome assembly. NCBI's taxonomy places the organism in Eukaryota, Fungi, Ascomycota, Pichiomycetes, Serinales, Metschnikowiaceae.
AUGGUAUCGGCUCUCUAUAUCCUACACUGGCCAGAUAGUGACAUCGAGUAUCUGCGAUGUGAGGUGGUGAUUCAUCGAAACUUUCAUAAUGACGUUCCUGAUGCGCAGCUAAUGAUUCCUCUCUUCACCCAUGUAUACCGACAGUUGCAACCUCAUCAAAGAACGCCAAUUCUACGAGACCGAGGCAUCAACUAUAUGUAUAUAUGGGGAGAAAACGACCUUUUAUUCUUGGCUGCCACUCGCAAAAACGUCAAUGUGAUGCUGGCGGUGACUUUUUUAAGCCAAUUCUACCUGAUUCUACACCAUUACUUUGUCACAAGCCAUUCUAAUUCGGCCAAUGGGGUCAGCAAGCAUGAUGACGAAGACGAGGGCAGAUCACUACAGCUAGACCACCUUGUCGAUAACGUGUCGUUAGUGUAUGAGUUAUUGGACGAGUGCAUGGACUUUGGUGUCGUUCAGAUCACCGACUACAACAUUCUCAAAGAAUACAUCAAGAUGGAAAUUAAUCAGGCGUCAUCUGCCGUGAAUACUUCGGAUCUGGAUGGCUCAGACUCGGACCUGAAUUCCGGAAAUUUCAAAGACACUUCAAACAAGAGGAAAAAUGACAAGAAAGCUAAACAUAAGCAGAUCAAAUCCACACAGAAUCAUGCUGACAAGUCGGAUGUCGUGGAGGCUAAGGCCGAGGGUCUUAUCAACAGCUCCAUUGUCAGGACACAAGCACUGGCUAUCAGUUGGAGACCCAAGGGCAUUUUCUAUACCAAGAACGAGAUCUAUAUCGAUAUUAUUGAGGAGAGUGAGUUUCUCUACGAUCUCGAAACCCUGAUUGUGAAGAUCAACGAAAUCCGAGGCGCUUGCCAAAUCAAGUCUUAUCUCUCAGGAAUGCCUCAGUGCAAACUUGGGCUAAAUGAGAAGUACAUCUCGCAGGUGGAAUAUGAUGACGAAGUAAUCGAAGAUGAGGAGGUGGUCGUUGACAGAGCAGAUAAUUUGAUUUCGGACAACCUGAUUAACGAAAUUGACUUAGACGAUGCUGGAGAUGUUGAAUCGACUGAACUAGCCAAAGAUCACGACAUUUCUCGCAAAAAAUUGAAGGUUCCCAUCAGCAACGUCCAAUUCCAUCAGUGCAUCGAACUCUCAUCCAUUUAUAAGGAGAACCUUAUUUUAUUUACCCCUCCAGAUGGACAGUUCCAACUUCUAGCAUACUCUGUGGACCAGCAGCGACGCAAGGAUAAACAGCCGAUUAUUAUGGUGACCCCCAAGUUCCGAAUUGUAAAGAAAGAACAAAAACUCGUGAUCAUGUGCUCGUUAUCUACAAACUUCAAAAAGAGGCUACAUUGUCGAAACUUGGUGGUGAGUAUACCGGUAAAUCCAUAUCUUUUUGCAUUGAACGACCAACAAGGACAAGGAUUUCGCUUCAAAUCGGAAUUAGGUGAGGUUCGCUACAAAGUUGAUACUUCGGAGGUUCUUUGGUCCAUAGACGAUCUUCCGGGGUCCAAGAAAACCGUACGAAUGAUGGCCGAACUCCAGCUUGAAAAUUGCAACAACAUCGAUCCUCAGAUGAUCCAGGCAGUGCUAGCACAUAAUUUAAAGAGUGACACGGGCGAAGAAGCCGAGGAAUCGACUUUGGCAGAGUUAGAUAAGUACUAUGGAGUACAUGGAGUGAACAGAUCUGCCUUUGGGGAGUUGCACAAAAGAGCCCGAGGCACAUUUGUUAGCAACGACAUACGGGUUGGAUUUGAAAUUCCGCUCAUGACUUAUUCUGGGCUACGUGUUACAUACUUACGAGUGGAUGAAGAUGUCUUGAAGUAUACUUGCUUUCCGUGGGUGCGCUAUUUGACACAGACCAGCAUUUCGCAGCAAAAUACAAUGAGUGGAUACCGAUUCCGCAUGGGGCCAGGCAGUUUUGAGGUUGUGUGA